Impatiens glandulifera is the source of this 1689-nucleotide messenger RNA. RefSeq names its product trans-cinnamate 4-monooxygenase. NCBI's taxonomy places the organism in Eukaryota, Viridiplantae, Streptophyta, Magnoliopsida, Ericales, Balsaminaceae. Bases 63 to 1580 code for a protein of 505 amino acids. The record is from RefSeq and is a predicted model, not a curated record. The transcript is spliced from 3 exons. Gene Ontology annotation, molecular function: trans-cinnamate 4-monooxygenase activity; heme binding; iron ion binding. Gene Ontology annotation, biological process: lignin metabolic process.
CACAAAAACCAGCCAGUCUCAUCUCUAAAACCAAACACACCGCCUAAUUCCUUCAUUCUCCCAUGGAUCUUCUCUUCCUCGAGAAGGCCUUAAUCGGCCUUUUCCUCGCAAUCGUCCUAGCAAUCACAAUCUCCAAGCUCCGUGGUAAGAAAUUCAAGCUCCCUCCCGGCCCUAUUCCCGUUCCCGUAUUCGGUAACUGGCUUCAAGUCGGUGAUGAUCUCAACCACCGUAAUUUAACCGAUCUCGCUAAAAAAUUCGGCCAGAUCUUCCUUCUCCGUAUGGGCCAACGUAAUCUAGUCGUUGUCUCCUCCCCAGAUCUCGCUAAAGAGGUUCUUCACACUCAAGGAGUCGAAUUCGGUUCAAGAACAAGGAACGUGGUAUUCGAUAUCUUUACUGGGAAAGGACAAGAUAUGGUUUUUACCGUUUAUGGUGAGCAUUGGAGGAAGAUGAGACGGAUCAUGACGGUUCCUUUUUUCACAAAUAAGGUUGUCCAACAGUACCGUUAUGGGUGGGAAGAUGAAGCGGCUGGAGUGGUGGAAGAUGUGAAGAAGAAUCCAGAAUCUUCGACGACAGGGAUUGUUUUGAGGAGAAGAUUGCAGUUGAUGAUGUAUAAUAAUAUGUAUAGGAUUAUGUUUGAUAGCAGGUUUGAAAGUGAAGAAGAUCCUUUGUUUGUGAAACUUAAAGCUUUGAAUGGAGAAAGGAGUCGACUUGCUCAAAGCUUUGAGUAUAAUUAUGGAGAUUUCAUUCCUAUUCUUAGACCUUUCUUGAGAGGUUAUCUUAAGAUCUGUAAGGAAGUGAAGGAGAAGAGAUUGAAGCUGUUCAAGGAUUAUUUUGUUGAUGAAAGAAAGAAAUUAUCAAGCACCAAGCCUUUGGACAACAACAACCUAAGAUGUGCAGUUGAUCAUAUUUUGGAAGCCCAACAAAAGGGAGAGAUCAAUGAAGACAAUGUUCUCUACAUUGUUGAGAACAUCAAUGUUGCUGCAAUUGAGACAACCCUUUGGUCUAUCGAGUGGGGAAUAGCUGAGCUAGUGAAUCAUCCCCAUGUUCAGAGCAAGCUUCGCGAGGAACUCGACAGGGUCCUCGGCCCAGGUGUUCAAAUCACUGAGCCAGACACUCACAAGCUCCCCUACCUCCAAGCUGUUGUUAAGGAAACACUGCGUUUACGAAUGGCGAUUCCUCUCCUUGUACCUCACAUGAACCUCAAGGAUGCUAAGCUCAAUGGCUAUGAUAUCCCGGCUGAGAGCAAGAUCCUUGUCAAUGCCUGGUGGCUAGCCAACAAUCCCGAGAGCUGGAAGAAACCUGAAGAGUUCAGACCCGAGAGGUUCUUUGAAGAGGAGUCUAAAGUGGAGGCCAAUGGGAAUGAUUUUAGGUACCUUCCGUUUGGAGUGGGUAGGAGGAGUUGCCCAGGGAUUAUCUUGGCAUUGCCUAUACUUGGAAUUACCAUCGGUCGUUUAGUUCAGAAUUUCGAGCUCUUGCCGCCUCCGGGACAGUCAAAGCUUGAUACCUCCGAGAAAGGAGGGCAAUUUAGCCUUCACAUCUUGAAGCACUCCACCAUUGUGAUGAAGCCUAGAUCGUUCUAAGAAAAGUUUUAUGUAUUCAAUUCUACCAUAUAAUUGGGAUUCUAUGAAUGUUGGUAUAAAUCUUUGAAACUUUUUGAAUAAAAUGUUCUCUCUUUUUGUUCAUUUUGCA